GAAAAUUAUAAGAUAUACAUAUAUUCAUAUAAGACAUUAACAUUCUAAGAAUGAGCCUCAGCACGGCAUUAGUGAAAACCGUUAAAGGUACCUUGAGUUCCAAUCCAAAGAUGUUUCUAGAACCACCAUAUAUUAUAAAUUCGCCUCUUAAGAAUAUUGAACAAGGAAGACAACCGUACCAUCAUAUGAUAGAGCAAAUAUUGCAGAAGGUAGCGGAGUUGGAGAAUACACUUUACGAGGAUCAGCAGCAAGAACUCAAGCUUCGUGUAGCUUUAGAACAGCAUAGAGAUCACAUAGCCGAGCUCAAGUUUAACCUGGACACAGAGAAACAUCGCAACGCGAGGUUGGUGCAGCUCCUAGGUGAUCUAAGUAUUCCCUCUUCGGAUGAUAGUGAGAUAGAACCGCGUGUGCCCUCAACAACAGAUAUUUAUAGAUCAAUAAGUCCACUGUUAAUGCAGCAACGCUAUGAUGAGCUGGCCGCCUCACAUAAUCAAAGCCGAAGACAAUUAGCCAAAAAGGGCAAGGCUCUUCAGAAGCUAAAGUGCCAGCUAGAGCAGCUGCAAAUCAAGUAUGAUCACCUUUUUUCCGAAUACCGCAACGAGCAAAAACGUUUCGAGAAAUUGUGCGCUCGAUAUUUGCACACACAAAUUAAGAAGAAGCAGGAAGUUUACAAUCUUAAGGAUGCUCUAGGGUACGCCAGCGAGUGCAUUUUCCAUGCGCAGGCUGCAUUGGAUGGUUGUGGUCGCAGCAUUGGCGGUGCCCACCUUAAGAAGUUUUGUCAAAAUUUUGAUUGUUUUAUGGGUGCUUUGCGAAACUGUUGUUGCGUUCGCAAGUUACAAGAACUGCAGAAGCUAGAGCAGAAUAAUAAAAAAGAAAGGCAACCUGAAUACAGGGCUUAGACAUUUUUAAUGAUA
Messenger RNA from Scaptodrosophila lebanonensis, 914 nucleotides. RefSeq lists its product as uncharacterized. Lineage: Eukaryota; Metazoa; Arthropoda; Insecta; Diptera; Drosophilidae. The record is from RefSeq and is a predicted model, not a curated record. The coding region runs from base 51 to 899 and encodes 282 amino acids. The transcript has 2 exons.